This is a messenger RNA of Physcomitrium patens, 2909 nucleotides long. Lineage: Eukaryota; Viridiplantae; Streptophyta; Bryopsida; Funariales; Funariaceae. The record is from RefSeq and is a predicted model, not a curated record.
GUGCGGGAAUGGUACAGUGGAAUAAGCGAGUUAGCUUAUUGGUCAAGAGGGAAUGCGAGGGAGAGAGUUGGGCUUGUGUGAGCUCGGUGUGAGGGGUUUAGGUUGUGGUAGCGGCGGGGAGAAAUGGUGGCGGCCAUGACGGUGGUGUCGUAUUGAGUUUGGUAAUCGUUGAGCGGCGGCGUGCCGUCAGUCACUACAAAGGUGUUGAUCGCUGCAACCCGCUGCCAUCGUCGUAGAUGGGCUGCUCUCAAGUCAGCUUCUUGGGUCGAUGCUACUGCAUUAAGCACCUUCUUUACUCGAUAUCGCUUCUUAGGGAAUACUUAGAGGCUAUUGAAUUGAGCUGACCUGCACUCACUUCUGAGAGCGAUUCUUACUGCCAGCUCAAGUUGACAUCAAUGCGAGACAGCUGGGCUUGUACAAGUCUACAUGCUUCGGGUAGAAUUCGGAGUGCGGUUAGGAACGCGUAGUUUUGAGAGGUCGCUACUGUUAUCUUGACGUCACAAGAGAGUUUCGACUUGGAGAGUAGCGCAUAGAGACCUCUUGCGAAGUUCAACAAGCUGGAGAAACUUGCGCUCGCGUGCUGAAUGCGCUUGGAACUGUAAUUAAGCGAACGUUAGGAUAUUCGACGUUUAGUUUCUCAAGAGUUGAAAGGUAUUGGGCAUGUUGAGACGAACUUGGCAAAUUUUUAGAAAGACAACGGAACCGUCAACCAGAAAGAAGAAAAAAAUAAAAAAAUAAAAAAAUGUCACCUUCUUUUAUGCAGAUGUGUGAGAAAUACUCUAGUUAAGAAACUUGUAUUAUCACACAGUGGGUUUAUAAGUUAGCCGUGGGAGUGGCUACUGAGCGGUUGUUACUGUCGUUUUCGAAGUAGAUCCCUACACAUGAGGUAUCUUGUUUGGGGUAGUCUCUGUGAAACGGACGCACAUAUGCUUGAAGCCGUGUACUUAUUAUUCUUUCUGCAGUUAGAAGCUUCGAAUGAGCUUUGAACGUGGGCACUGAGAAAUAAUGUUCUUGUUUUCUGCAGUGAAAGGUUACACUCCCCCAGGAGGUUUUUAUUAUUGAUGUAGACGGAGCUAUCCCAUUUCCUCUCCAACACCAUCUAACCUCCAACGAAGUGUAAUUGAAAAGUGAGUCUGCCAGAGGAAUUGCACAUGUUCUUCAUUGUCCAGGGCUCAUGAGAAGCUCUCCUUACGCUCCUUUUACGCUGCGCUGCGCUGCUAGGCGACUGGGUGCAACCGAUCAGUAAGAUUAUAGAAAUGGCUUUUGAGGUGGCCAGAGUACACCAAUUGAUUUGCUCAAGAGUUGAAGGCAGGGAUGUUUUCGGCCCCUUCAGAAAUGUCAACCAUUCUAGUGAAACAGACCCGAGUCCUCGACAUUCCUACAACCCAGAGGGCGCUUGUGUUCUUACGCAGUGUCCUGCUGAUUUUUCCUCCGACUCACGGGGCUUCCACCAAGAGGUUGAAAAGAGUAAUCCGCUGUCCGAGUCAUCACUUCUCUGCACCGAGUCAGAGAGCGACGAAGGGUAUGAUAUUCUUCAAUGCUUGGCACAACAGACUGCACAAUUGAUGCUAGGCGAGGAGGAUGCGAAAGCUGAAACAUGCUCUGGAGUCCUUCAAGGAACUCUUGAGACUCAGAAUUUAUUAAGUGCAGAUGAGCGAGUGUCUCCCUCUUAUUUGUUGAACGGUGGUUGGUCCCUCGGACCCCCACUCACAGGUGGCCAAAGUAGCUCUAACGGGUCCUCAAGAACAUCGUCUCAAGUUUCGUCUCCUUCUUCAGUGCCUUCGUGUGACUUUCAAGAUGCUUGGGAUACUCUUGAUGCAGCAGCCGUAGAAGUCGAAAGAUUGAAAAUGAAUGAGAGGAAGGGCAUACCUGCUUGUUCCACUGAGAGGCCUUCUCAGACUAAGGUUGAGAAGCAAGCCUUGCGAGCCCAAUUAAAUCCACAUAAUCGAACCUCCGGCCACCUACAAGGAAGGAGCACAAGCUCCCAGUCUGCGAGGAGGAAAGAAGAGAAUCCAAUGGUGAACAGUCAGGCCCAAAUGAACUGGCAUUCGAAAGGUGCGGCGAUGAACACGAUGGCAAGCCAAGUUCGAUGUCAAUAUCCUCAGUAUCAACCACGCCAACAAGCAUUUAGUCCCGACUAUCAACAAACUGUCAACAACCAUCGUCUUCCUGGAAAGUUGAUAGAUUAUGAUUGCUUCCAGAGGAAUCGUCAAACUUUUCCGAACGGCGGUUCAAAUGUGCAGGUGGUUUUUCUUGGAGCAGUAUCCGGAAAAGAGGCCGGAACUGGAGUUUUUUUACCCCGCACUUUUGCUAGUGCCCCCGAACACAAGAAAAAAACUGAAGUCUCUCCAUUGAGCCCUCCCAUGCAUGGAUGUGAAGCAAGGGUGGGGUCGCAUGUGAAAACGUCGAAAGGCAAGUUGUGGCCCACUUUCCAUCGAGUAAAUCUCCCCCAACCUGUGGUUCGUGAGCCUUGCUUGCCGACGGAGUGGACAUAUUAGCAACCGCUAGAAUCAUCAGCUCAGUGACUCAUAACAAAGGCUGUAAAAUUCUUACCAGCUACUCCACGUGCAAGAUGAUGAUGUUCUGUGAAUCGCCUUUUUCUGGAGCCUUGCAAGAUGAGUAGUUUUUGCGGUGAAUAACAGUCGCGUAAAGCAAACUCAGCAGUCCAAAUUACCAUGGACAGGGGCAGGCCUGGAGUCUGCUGUACAAUAGCUAAAAGAAUUUGAAUUCCUUCAUGGGUAACCAUUUUUCUGAAGAUAAACAUAGGAAUACGAUAUAACUAAGUUGGAUCCUUUUCUAGGUGAACUUACUCUGAAAUAACACUUAGCUGAUUUUCAACAUUGGAGCUGUGCAAUUGUGCCUACAACUAUUGAGGGUUUUUCUAGGACCCAUUACUUGUUUUUGACUGA